Messenger RNA from Eruca vesicaria subsp. sativa (arugula), 2697 nucleotides. The record is from the annotation of a GenBank genome assembly. Lineage: Eukaryota; Viridiplantae; Streptophyta; Magnoliopsida; Brassicales; Brassicaceae.
GAGAGAGUAGGAGAAGGAGAAGGAGAAUAUCAGUGCUGCCAGUCUACCAUCCCAUAAGCUGACGUGGCACCUUCAUGCGUUCCCUUCCUUCCUUCCUUCAGAUAAGAAUCUCUGCGAUUAACCCUCCACAAUCGGAAUCACCUUCGCCCCAUCGCUCGUGUUCAUCAGAAACCCUAGAUCGGAAUCAUUUGUAUCAAUUUGGGGGAAAAAUUGGAGGAAACAAACAUUCUAGGGUUUCUUAAUUGAUGAAGUGACAUGACACCAUUCAGAUAAAGGGAUCAGAUUUGGUGUGUUAGAGAUUGAGAGAGAUAGAAAGAUGCAUGGUAGACAAAGGAACAACGUUGGGAAUGGGUACAGAUCUGGUUUUGGUAUGUCUGGUUCCAGAGUUUCACCUGACCGUCCUAUGAGAGGACAUGGCUUCUUUGGUGGUUCUGACCAGCACCAACACCGUGGGUUUAACCGUGGGUAUGGACGAGGUAGAGGACGCUCUAAAUCAUACCAGAAUCACUUACCUCCUCCUCCUCUUCCUCCUCCUGCUGCGCCACGUAGAAGCAUUGGUGGUGGUGGUGGUGGUGGUGGAGAUGUUUUCAUGGACGCAGGUCGUUUAGCAGCGGAGUACUUGGUUUCUCAAGGUGUUCUGCCGCAAACUGUGCUUUCUAGUAAAUGGCAGAAUGGUAGUUUCAGGAAGCAGGGUGUGGAGUUUCAGAGUUCUAGGUCUGAAGCAGCAGCAGUUCGAGGAGACCAUGUUUUGGCUCCAGCUGUAGUAGAUAGGAGGUAUGUUGAUGGGUAUAACUCAGCUGGCUCCUCCAGGAACAGUUUGCAAGGGAGGAGGUCUAACCGUUAUGACUCUGAUUUUGGGGGGAGGAGUGGUGGGUCUUGGUCAGAGAGGAGUAAAGGUUAUGAGGCUGAGAUUGGUGAUGACUCUGUGUCUGGGCAUAGAGAAGAGCAGCCACUUGUUGAAGAUAUUACUAGCUCGGUUCAGAGGUCAGCUUCUGGUGAGUUUAUGAGGAAGCGUGAAGGAGCGGGUGAUUCCGAGAGUGUGUUGGAUAAGUAUAGUCUACAGGAUGAGGCACAGUCUAAGGCAGGUUCCUCGAGUGCUGGGAAAGAAAUUGUACAGGAUUGUGAAAUUUCAAAAGUGUCGGAAGGUUCUUGUAGCUUGAGUGGUGGAUCAGGGGAGAUGAAAGGUAGGACUGGUGGUAAUGGUGGAGAGAAUGAGAGUCAGACUGCUAUUGAAGAUGCAUCUGUCCUUCAACAUGAGGAAGAUGCACCUAUCCAUCAACACUGUGCUGCUGAUGAAUCAUUCACCAAGAGUGGUAUUGAUUUGGCAACGCUGUGUAAGUUUGAGAAGGUGCCUACGAGGACGCGCUCGUCUCUGACUGCUAAAAACGCAAAGCUGUGUUUGAGUCAGAAUAUCAAGGAACCCUCUCAUAAUCAUGCAUGUGAGACUCGAGGCCAGCCAUCUGGACAAGCUGACAAUACUGGGGAUGAAAAUAUCAACGACCAAGUUGAAGAUGAUAUGCCUCUUGUUCAGUUCGUUGAGGACAGUAAAUGCCAUAGGUCUAAUUCUUUCCCCAAUAACAUUCUCAGGGAAAACAAAGAGAAAGAUUCAGAACCAGAAUUGCCUAAUCUGCAUAGAUCACAUUCGGUAGGGGAAAGAGGCGAGAAGCGAGCUCAUGAAGGCAAUGACUUGGAGGAGGAAGCAAAAAGACAGAGAAGUUGGGUGCCUUUGCCAGUUACUGAAGCCAAUGAUCGCUUCAACGCAUUCAAAGCAAACGAAAUCCAAUGUGAUCAGGAAGAAGAAGAAGAAGAAAAGCCAAUCUCAUUCUACAGGAAACUAAUUGACGGUGUUGCUGGAAAAACCGACAACCAUGAUGGUAGUAUACACAGGGGAAAAUCAGGACCUGGGUAUUCAGAAGAGCAUCAGCUGUUUCCUGCUUCGUUUAAGAUGUGUGACCUAAACCUAGGGGGAGCAUCGGAUGGGAAUGAUGGCAAAAAAGAUUCUGGUCAAGCUGUUGGUUUUGAUCUCUCAAUCAGCAGCUCUAGCAAGUCUCUUGAGUUCGGUACUAAUAAUAAUACUAGGAUGAGCAAUGGUAAAGAGAUAGAAGUGAUUGAUUUGGACAAUGAUGAUUCCCCAGAUGUGGUCAAGUCCAGCAAUAACCCUGGGAGAAAGCAAGAAGCUGUCCCAUAUAUGGGCAUUGAUGAUGUUCCAGAUUACAAUGAAGGGCUGAUGAUGGUUGAGUAUCUUGAUUCCUUUGGAAACAUUCCUCCAAUGAACAACCAGGGAAUCAGUACUACUUUGCCACAGAAUAAUGAAGUUGCUCUUCAAGACCGAGAGGGAGCUCUCGGGAAUGAGCAAGCAGCAAAUAAUACAGAUGACGAUUCGAUAUUUAUGUCGCUGGGAGAAAUACCAUUGACAUUCUUGCAAACUUGGGAUCAACCUCCAGCUCGAGGCUACGAGAAGCCUUUCUGAUUCGCUUUUUGUUUUGGUGUUUACCACUAGCAUUAUUAUUAUGAUAUAAUACCUGUCUAUGUACUGAGUGUGUAGCCGUUGCAUUUGUCCUAAUCCCUCUCAGAUGUAAGAUUAAAAACGACAUUAGUGUGUUGUGGCCUUGUAAUCUACUCUGUUUGUUAUUUGACGCAUUCUCCUUUGUUUUUAGCCUUUUAGGUAUUAGUUGAAUUGAAUCAACUACACCCCCC